Prosopis cineraria is the source of this 1627-nucleotide messenger RNA. Its product is annotated as transcription factor DIVARICATA-like. The coding region runs from base 579 to 1415 and encodes 278 amino acids. NCBI's taxonomy places the organism in Eukaryota, Viridiplantae, Streptophyta, Magnoliopsida, Fabales, Fabaceae. The record is from RefSeq and is a predicted model, not a curated record. The transcript has 2 exons. Gene Ontology annotation, molecular function: DNA binding.
UUCCCGAUGCUCUGUUUUUACUCUGUUUCUCUCUUCGUCCUUUUGUUUUCGAACUUGCUUCUUCACGAAGAAACGACAAAAGCAAACGGCUUCCAACUUUUCUCUCUGCUCUUCGUAAAGAGUCUCUCUUUUCUCCCAUUGGAUCUGCCCCUUCUGCAUCGCCUUCGAUCGAAUCCCCUCCCUUUCUUUGCCUCUUUAUAUUUAUCUUUUUCUUCUCUGUCCCCCAACUCAUAUUUGUCUGAGACUUGUUGCCAUCUUAUUAGCACAAACCUUCUAGGUGCGUUUAUGGUUUUGAAUUCAUUAUUACCCCUUAACUCUCUCUUGGGGUUUCUACUCUAGCACCAAAAUUUUGGUAUAUCAUGAUUUUUCCAAGAUUCUCUUCGAUUCCAAAAGGUGGGACUUCCAUAGAUUCUUUAGUUUAUGCCGUUAAGCAAAGCAGAUUCUUGAUUACACGUGAUAGAUUCUAAGUUCCUUGCCGUCUGAAUCAAAGCUCAAUACUUUAUAUGUUUCUUCUUUGGCGUGUCCUUUCAAGUUCCACUCAAUUAGGUGAAAAUCUUUCGAGUUACUGAAGUGAAGGCAUGGAAACUCUGUACCCACCUUCUUUUAUGCCAAACUCAGACUGGUUCGUGCAAGAGAGCAUCAACAACACAGAAUGGACGAGAGAAGAGAACAAGAGGUUUGAAAGUGCCCUUGCCAUAUACGACAAGGACACCCCAGAUAGGUGGCUAAAUGUGGCAGCCAUGAUCCCCGGAAAAACCGUGUGCGAUGUCAUCAAGCAGUACAGAGAACUUGUAGAAGACAUCGGCGAAAUCGAAGCCGGUCGGGUCCCAAUUCCUGGCUACCUGGGUUCUUCUUUCACCUUUGAGCUGGUCGAUCACCCGAAUUAUGAUGCAUACAGAAAGAGGCCCGUGGCUUUCAAGGGUUCUGAUCACGAGAGAAAGAAAGGGGUCCCUUGGACUGAAGAAGAACACAGGCGUUUUCUGAUGGGCCUUCUUAAGUAUGGUAAAGGGGAUUGGAGGAACAUCUCAAGAAACUUUGUGGUGACAAAGACACCAACCCAAGUGGCGAGUCAUGCUCAGAAGUACUACAUAAGGCAGAAGCUGUCUUCUGGAGGGAACAACAAAAGGAGACCAAGUAUACACGACAUAACCAUUGUCAAUCUCACAGAAUCUACCAACCCACAAGACAACAUGCCCCUUCAGUUGAAUGAUCAGUCUUCUAUGUUCUCACCAAAUCAGAAGCCAAAUGAUGGGGUUUUCAACCCUAGUUGUGACAGUUUAUUGCAUUCAUCUUCAUCUGAUAUUGAUCGUGCCCUUCAUGAGGCUUUUGGUUGCACCAACCACAAAAACCAGGGUUUUAGGGCAAAUUCAGGGGACUUCAAUAACCCAGCUGUUUUAGGUAUUCAUGCAUUGUAAUGCCUCUUCUGAUGAUGUUCACAGGCAAAUAUCAAUUAUUCCUCUACUGCAAAGAUCAUUGCUCUGCAUGAGGCAACUUAGUUUAUGAACAUCACAAGCAAAUUCCAAUAAUGUUUCAAUGCCUCAAUUGUUAAUUUUCAAUGGGUUUUUCUGUGAAGUUUUCCUCUUCACCUCCUAUCAAAUAAAAAUUCAGUGAACCUCGUCUUCUAAAA